Talaromyces stipitatus ATCC 10500 is the source of this 1116-nucleotide messenger RNA. RefSeq lists its product as uncharacterized. The transcript has 2 exons. NCBI's taxonomy places the organism in Eukaryota, Fungi, Ascomycota, Eurotiomycetes, Eurotiales, Trichocomaceae. Bases 1 to 1116 code for a protein of 371 amino acids. The record is from RefSeq and is a predicted model, not a curated record.
AUGGGCCCCUAUUACGCCAAAACAACUAUACCAGAACGACAUCCUCCAUCUCAUGAUACCCUUUAUGGCCCAAGUGAAGGCUCUCCAGAGCGAGCGGAAAGUAUCAGCUCUGAGGAAGUUCAUAAAGCCGAGGAAUUUGUCGACACCCAGACUCUCGGAUGGAUUCCAUCCCGCAAACCCUCUAGUAACCAGUAUAUGGCUCGCUUGGAGAUACCAGUCGUUAUCCCGCGGAUUGGCGUUGCUGGACGUUUCAAACCUCCUCUCCCAUUCCUCCGCGCAUACAGUCCUACCCUUGUCAUGCAUGAUAUCAACGAAGAAGAGUUUCUGGCGUUCAUCGACAAUCUUGGCGUCGCUCAAGCUGGUUCCCCAGUCUUCUCAGCCGUCAACGCUGCCGGUCAAGUUAUGGGAAUGGUGCCCAAUCAUUGGGUAGCUCUGGCCUCCGCUGGGAUGCAAGUCGUCGCUGGAGUAGCCUCAGCAGCCGUGUCCAAGGUCAGAACGCAGCGAUUCCUAGCCAAGGCAAACGAGCAAUAUUUCAAUCCUCGCAGGUUAAAAGUGUCCCUUAAAAUGGAUGAGGAUUUGGUGAAUUGUCUAUUUGCCAAUCCUAGCAGUGAGCAGGCCAGAGAGUACAAGAGGAGAUUACUUGCUUCCAACGACUUGCAAAGCGGGUAUCAAGAUUUGCGCCAACGCAAAAUGGCUGUUCUGCAACCAUAUGUUGUCCCUUUGACAGAACGAGUGCUUCCGCCUGUAAAACAGGACAAUAUUCUUGAUAAGCUUGCUGCUAGAGGUUUAGAGAAGCAGGUAAAGAAGCAAGAAAAACGCUUUGCGAAGCAACAACAGAAGGCCGAAAAGAAGCAGAUGAAACUUGAACGAUUGCGCACCCGUGGAACGUCCGAUGGCGACAGUUAUAAUUUUCGGAAUAGGAGCCAUGAUGGCAGGGAUACUUCUAGCGACUCGUUCGGCUCUGAUUCAUCGAACAGUGAUAAGGGUGACCGUUCUAAGCACCAGAAGAAGUAUGAGAGAAAACUUGCAAAGGCUAAUAGGAAAGUCGACCGGGCAAAUGAGAAGGACGAGAAGACAGCCAAGAGGAUGGAGUGUAUUGUCGUUGAGAAUCUUUAA